Punica granatum (pomegranate) is the source of this 2880-nucleotide messenger RNA. The record is from RefSeq and is a predicted model, not a curated record. NCBI's taxonomy places the organism in Eukaryota, Viridiplantae, Streptophyta, Magnoliopsida, Myrtales, Lythraceae.
UCCCCGUCUUCUCCACAGCACUGCGUUCCAACGGACACGAAGAGCGUCCGACGUCCGCAAGCUCUAUACCAAUCGGCCGCAGGUUGAAGACGGCUCAUCCUCAUCGCAGAGCUGAAGGAAGAGCCAGAGCCGGCCAGCGGUCGAUCUUCUCCCACAGCUGAACCACUUUUUCCUUCCGGGAAGAGCUUGUGAAGCUCGUGAACGGGACACUCGAACAGUUAACCGGUCUCUAAUGGCGGAAGAUUCAGAGAAGAGGUUUCACUCCAUAAUGGACAAGCUCUUUCAAUACCCGAGAUCGAAUCCGAAGGCAUCCUCUUCAUCCCCCAGUGACGGCGCUUUCGUUUUGUAAUCGAUUGGUAGUUCAUCAGUAAUGCAAUUGUCGAGGGGAAGAAAGCGGCCAAAUCCAAUGUCGGGAAUGGAUGAUGCUGAGGAAGUCCAGCCUUCAGCUGGAGUCUCACAAGUUCCGCUAUGCAGGCCGUGGGACCGCGAUGAUCUCUUGCGGAGACUGGCAACUUUCAAGUCCAUGACAUGGUUCGCAAAGCCCCAGGUGGUUAGUGCUGUAAAUUGUGCAAGAAGAGGUUGGGUUAAUGUGGAUACUGAUACUAUAGGUUGUGAAGCAUGCGGAGCACGUGUUUUUUUCUCCACUUCAUCCUCUUGGUCACGGGAACAAGUUGAGAAAGCGGCGCUUGUUUUUAGCUUGAAGCUCGAUAAUGGACAUAAAUUACUUUGCCCAUGGAUGGACAACUCCUGUGAUGAAACUUUAGCUCAGUUCCCCCCUACACCGCCUCCAGUUCUAGCUGAUCAAUUUAGAGAGAGGUCUUCCUUGCUUGCUCACCUCUUGGCUCUUCCUGUUAUUUCCUCCUUGGCUAUUGAGUUGAUGAGAAGCCCUCAACUCGGUCAAUUUCUUCAACAAUCAUCGAAGCUGGAGUAUGGUCACAUCUCUCCAGAGAUCCCUUCGACGGAAUAUCAAGAAAAUGGAUGUGAUGCUGAGUCUUCUCAUCUUUAUUAUCAGGCGUUGAAGCUCAUAAGUUUAUGCGGCUGGGAGCCUCGCGUAUUACCAUAUGUGUUUGAUUGCAAAAUGGAUCUAUCUAAUGGUGCUGCUGAAGAGACCAAUUCUUCAAAAUUUUCAAAGGUGCUUCCUGGAAAUGAUAAGUCACUAGGCUGCACCCCUGCUGCGGAUCUCAGUUCAGGCAUGGAGGCAAAUAGAAAUUUUGGUGUUUCAAGUGAAUCAGUUGCUGAUCCCAAGUCCGUAGUUCUGGACUGUAAGCUUUGUGGAGCCAGCGUUGGUUUGUGGGCUUUCCUUACAGUAGCACGACCUGUAGAGGUGUUUAGAUUGGUUGGUUUUGCACGACUCAAUAAUGAGAAGAAUGGCAGCACAAAGGACGCAGUUGAUGGAAAUCAUAGCCAUCGUGUCUCGAGUGGGGAGCCAAAUGCACCAUCAUCCAAUUCAAGCCUGACCAUUGCGGGUGGGCCACCUCCGACACAACAAAAUUUUAAAGCGACAAUCUCAUUGCCGGUUAUUGGCCGGAGCAUUAGGGCUCGUUUUUCCUCUGAUCCUGAUCUUAGAAAUCGUUUACUUAUCAACCAAGAAGAUAACCAAUCUGAAUUGAGAGGCACAACUGUGUCUUUGGGAGGAGAAGAAAGCAACAGGGCAAUUGGAGAUAUGGGAGACAACCAUCCACCUUCUUUGACUGAUAACCCUACUGAAGGCAUUGAUAGUCAGACAUCUUCUACUCAUCCAAAUGAUAUUUCCGGGGAAACGAGCACUCAGAAUGAUACAGAAGGUCUCUGUCAAAAUAAUAAUAUGCCUAAAGAUGCAAAAGAUGUCGGAGAUGCAGCAAUUUCUUCAAAGAAAGAACUGCUGGGUGGUAACAUAGGGGAGCGUACUCUGCCGGGAACGACAGAUAAAGGCAUGGAGUUUGAUCCCAUCAGACAGCACCGACACUUCUGUCCGUGGAUUGCAUCAACUGGUGGUAUGGUGCCAGGCUGGCAACAAGUAUUGUCUGCUUUGCAGCGUCAAAAGGAGAAUCCUAAUCUUUCACCAACAACCCCUGCAUCUGCCUCCGUGAUCAAGGUUGAUGAUCCCAUCACUUCAGUGAGGAGACUUUUCACGUCAAAAAGAACGAAGUCGUCUCAAAGAUAGUGUUGACAUAUGUAAGAUUAAUUUUCAAGUGGAAUUUAGCGUUCUAAGAAAUGUCCAAUUUUGAGAGCUUUCCGUCCUUAGGCAUAUAUAUGGUUUGCAGUGUGAAAUUCCUAAAAGUAUAGUUUUGCUUAACUUUCGGCAAGGAGCUUAUAUAUGAGAUGAGGAAAAGUAUCUUUCCCUUGUUGGGGGUUUCAAUAUAAUUCCAUGACGAGGCUCAUAGGCUAGAAACUCAACAAUUUUAGACUCUCUAACGAAUGAGCUUUUCCGGUGAUAGUAGUCAUAUCCUUUUUAUUACAUGAAUUUAAUUCUCUCUGCUCGGAAAACUGGGGAACUAUUCCAUCAGUGUCUUUUGUCACUCCACCAGGCCGCAGUUUGUGACCAGAACCUUCGAGUAAGGACGGUUGAAGCCUCUCUCUGCUACAACUGCCCUCUUAUCUCCGAUCAGCUUGGCAACCCUAAUCAACAUAUACAAGAACAAUUAUUUCUUCUUCGGCAUUCCAUUUGGAAAGAAUCAUCUUUCAGGAAAACAGGUACGGGAUAAAUUUCUCCGAGAGUACACUGCAUUUCCUGAAGCUGAAACAUUUUAUGAAGCUUCCUUUUACUAAACUCGUGUUUGGUACUACUACAUAAAUAGUGUUAUGACAAUGUUGUAUCAUUCCGAGUUUUAUAUAGGACAUGUCUAAGAUGGGAGACUUUUCCUAUUAUCAGUAGCAUGCUGCCAGUGUUGAGUGGGUUUA